Molecule: messenger RNA, 7365 nt
Organism: Paramisgurnus dabryanus
Lineage: Eukaryota; Metazoa; Chordata; Actinopteri; Cypriniformes; Cobitidae
Source: RefSeq, a predicted model, not a curated record
GAUUGUUCAACCGCAAAGUUCAUUCAGAUUCUAGGAUCUACCCGUCCAUCAAGACACUUUUUCUGAGUGAUUGACAACAUGAGCAGUGUUGUGUUUCAGACAGGCUUCCAGGCCACCAGCUUUACUAUCCCAUAUGUCAGUCCCAUCUCUGAAGGACUACAAGCUGGAAAAGCCAUUUUCAUUCAGGGAGGUAUUCCCCUUGAGUCUGAUAGCUUUGUGGUAAACCUGAAGUGUGGUGAGGCUGAUGGAGACGACAUUGCCUUUCAGCUCAAGCCUGUGUUCAGCAGCAACAGCUUGGUCCUUAACAGCCGUCAAAAAGGAUCAUGGGGAAAAGAGGAGAAACUGGCCUUACCCUUACAAAAAGGGGGCAGCUUUGAUCUGAUUAUUGCUGUCCAUUCUGAAAACUAUCAGGUGUUUCUAAGUGGAGGGGAGGUUGGCAAAUUUAACCAUCGUAUACCACUGGAAAAAGUCACUGUUCUUGAUAUUGGAGGACAGGUUACUUUAACAAACGUAGUGUUCAUUGGGAGCUGGGCUGGCUCUAACAUCUUUGGCCAGGGCACAAUGACACAGGAGGGCAUGACGUUUGUACAAGGUCCAGUUGAAUCAGUCCAGUUGAAUCAGUCUUGGUGUUUUGGGGGUGCACCACAGGAAACACAAGUGAUUGAAACUCAAUGGAAUGUACAACCUGUUCAAGGAGAAUUUGAAUUUUCAAUCCUAAAUCCAGUACAAAACCCUACCCUUCCAUAUACGGGCCCAAUCGAUGGGGGGCUGAAAGCAGGAAAGGCCUUGUUCUUGCAGGGCGCUGUUGCUAGCAAUGCUGACAGGUUUACAAUCAAUUUUAAGACGGGGCGGUCAGACAAGGAUGACAUUGCUUUUAACUUCACGCCCCAAAUGAAGGGGAAAGUGGUCAUGAACAGCUUUAGGGCUGGAAAAUGGGAAACUGAGGAAUAUGGCCCUGAUAAUCCUUUUAAAAUGGGAGAACCUAUUCAGUUGUUCAUUGUCACCAAAUCUGAGGGUUAUGAGUUAUACGUUAAUGGAAGACAAUUUUACACGUUCAAGCAUCGUAUCCCGCUGGACAAAGUCACAGCGUUGAAUAUUGCUGGAAACGUUGAUGUGAACAUUCUUGGCUUCAUAGAAAACUGGACCACAUUUUCAUUAUCUCCACAAUUCACAACAAUAACCGGUGGGAUCAGCAGCUUUGGUCCUCCUACCAUAAUACAAACAGAGCUCUUACUUCCACUACAAAAACCUGCCCUCCCCUAUGUGGCCCCAAUAUCUGGAGGACUGAAAGCCGGCAUGGCCUUUUACGUGCAGGGAGUUGCUGGUACUACAGGUGACCGGUUUUCAAUAAACUUCCAGACUGGGCAAGGUGACGAUGACAUUGCUUUCCAAUUCAACCCCCGAUACAACUCAAAUGUGGUCAUGAACACACUCAGAAAUGGAAGAUGGGAGGCUGAGGAAUUUGGCCCUGACAACCCCUUCCAGAUGGGACAAGCUUUUGAGAUAUUCAUUGUAAUGAAACCUGAAGGAUAUCAAGUAUAUGUGAAUGGCAAGGAGUACUACCUGUUCAAACACCGUAUACCGCUGGACAAAGUGUCAGCUUUAGCUCUUGGUGGAGAUGUUGUUUUUAACAUUGGUGGCUUCAUACAAUCCUGGAGCACAUCUUCAUUUGCUGCAAACAUUCAGACUACACCAGUCAUCCAGACUACAACAAUCAUCCAACCUACACCCACCAUCCAGCCUACACCCACCAUCCAACCUACACCCACCAUCCAACCUACACCCACCAUCCAGCCUACACCCACCAUCCAACCUACACCAACCAUCCAGCCUACACCAACCAUCCAGCCUACACCAACCGUCACGAAGACCUGUCUGGAUUUUUCAAGCUGGUCUCCUUCCACUAUACAUUCACAACUCUUGACUCCAGUCCAAAAUCCUGCUCUUCCCUACGUGGGCCCAAUUUCCGGGGGGUUGAAAGCAGGACUUGCAUUGUACUUGAAGGGAGUUGCAGGUACUAAAGGUGAUAGGUUUACAGUAAACUUCAAAACUGGAAAGGGUGACAAUGAUGACAUUGCUUUCCACUUCAAUCCCCGAUACAACUCGGAUGUGGUCAUGAACACCUUCAGAAAUGGAGGAUGGGAGGCUGAGGAAUUUGGCCCUAACAACCCCUUCAAAAUGGGAGAAGCUUUUGAGAUUUUUUUUGUGUUCAAGCCUGAAGGAUAUCUGGUAUAUGUGAAUGGCAGGGAGUACUAUCUGUUCAAACAUCGUAUUCCAUUGGAAAAAGUCUCAGUGUUGAAUAUUUCUGGAGAUGUUGUGGUGAACCUUGCAGGCUUCAUUCAAAACUGGUAUAGUCUUGGCUUUUUGCGCUGGGGCCUUUCCACCAUACAGUCAGAGUUCUCACUUCCAGUCCAAAAUCCUUCCCUUCCCUAUGUGGGUGCAAUUCCUGAGGGACUGAAAGCAGGACUGGCCUUAUACUUUCAUGGAGUUGUUGGCACUACAGGUGACCGGUUUACAAUAAACUUCAAGACUGGGCGGUCUGACAAGGAUGACAUCGCUUUUCACUUCAAUCCACGACACAACUCGAUUGUAGCUCUGAAUAGCUUUAAAAAUGGAGGAUGGGAGGCUGAGGAAUCUGUCCCUGACAACCCAUUUAAAGUGGGACAAGCUUUUGAGAUGUUUAUUGUCAUCAAGCCUGAAGGAUAUCAGGUAUACGUGAAUGGCAAGGAGUGCUACCUGUUCAAACACCGUAUACCUUUGGAAAAAGUGUCAGUGAUACACAUUGAAGGAGAUGUUACAAUGAACCUGUUUGCCUUCAUACAAAAGUGGAGCACAUCCUUAUUUGCCACACAACUAAGGGGCUUCUUGCGCUGGUCUCCUUCCACCAUACAGUCGGAGCUCUCGCUUCCCGUCCAAAAUCCUGCCCUUCCUUAUGUGGGUCCAAUUACCGGGGGACUGAGAGCAGGAACGGCCUUGUACUUAAAGGGAGUUGCUGGUACUACAGGUGAUCGGUUUACAGUAAACUUCAAGACUGGGCAGGGUGACAAUGAUGACAUUGCUUUCCACUUCAAUCCCCGAUACAACUCGAAUGUGGUCAUGAAUACCUUCAGAAAUGGAGGAUGGGAGGCUGAGGAAUUUGGUCCUAACAACCCCUUCAAAAUUGCAGAAGCUUUUGAGAUUUUUUUUGUUUUCAAGCCUGAAGGAUAUCUGGUAUAUGUGAAUGGCAGGGAGCACUAUCUGUUCAAACAUCGUAUCCCAUUGGAAAAAGUGUCAGUGUUGAAUAUUUCUGGAGAUGUUGUGGUGAACCUUGCUGGCUUCGUACAAAACUGGUAUAGUCUUGGCUUUUUGCGCUGGGGCCUUUCCACCAUACAGUCAGAGUUUUCACUUCCUGUCCAAAAUCCUUCCCUUCCCUAUGUGGGUACAAUUCCUGAGGGGCUGAAAGCAGGACUGGCCUUGUACUUUCAGGGUGUUGUUGGCACUACAGGUGACCGGUUUACAAUAAACUUCAAGACUGGGCGGUCUGACAAGGAUGACAUCGCUUUUCACUUCAAUCCACGACACAACUCGAUUGUAGCUCUGAAUAGCUUUAAAAAUGGAGGAUGGGAGGCUGAGGAAUCUGUCCCUGACAACCCAUUUAAAGUGGGACAAGCUUUUGAGAUGUUUAUUGUCAUCAAGCCUGAAGGAUAUCAGGUAUACGUGAAUGGCAAGGAGUGCUACCUGUUCAAACACCGUAUACCUCUGGAAAAAGUGUCAGUGAUAAACAUUGAAGGAGAUGUUACAAUGAACCUGUUUGCCUUCAUACAAAAAUGGAGCACAUCUUUAUUUGCCACACAACUAAGGGGCUUCUUGCGCUGGUCUCCUUCCACCAUACAGUCGGAGCUCUCGCUUCCCGUCCAAAAUCCUGCCCUUCCUUAUGUGGGUCCAAUUUCCGGGGGACUGAGGGCAGGAACGGCCUUGUACUUAAAGGGAGUUGCUGGUACUAAAGGUGAUCGGUUUACAGUAAACUUCAAGACUGGGCAGGGUGACAAUGAUGACAUUGCUUUUCACUUCAAUCCCCGAUACAACUCGAAUGUGGUCAUGAACACCUUCAGAAAUGGAGGAUGGGAGGCUGAGGAAUUUGGUCCUAACAACCCCUUCAAAAUGGGAGAAGCUUUUGAGAUUUUUUUUGUGUUCAAGCCUGAAGGAUAUCUGGUAUAUGUGAAUGGCAGGGAGUACUAUCUGUUCAAACAUCGUAUUCCAUUGGAAAAAGUCUCAGUGUUGAAUAUUGCUGAAGAUGUUGUGGUGAACCUUGCUGGCUUCAUACAAAACUGGUAUAGUCUUGGCUUUUUGCGCUGGGGCCUUUCCACCGUACAGUCAGAGUUCUCACUUCCAGUCCAAAAUCCUUCCCUUCCCUAUGUGGGUACAAUUCCUGAGGGGCUGAAAGCAGGACUGGCCUUGUACUUUCAGGGUGUUGUUGGCACUACAGGUGACCGGUUUACAAUAAACUUCAAGACUGGGCGGUCUGACAAGGAUGACAUCGCUUUUCACUUCAAUCCACGACACAACUCGAUUGUAGCUCUGAAUAGCUUUAAAAAUGGAGGAUGGGAGGCUGAGGAAUCUGUCCCUGACAACCCAUUUAAAGUGGGACAAGCUUUUGAGAUGUUUAUUGUCAUCAAGCCUGAAGGAUAUCAGGUAUAUGUGAAUGGCAAGGAGUGCUACCUGUUCAAACACCGUAUACCUCUGGAAAAAGUGUCAGUGAUAAACAUUGAAGGAGAUGUUACAAUAAACCUGUUUGCCUUCAUACAAAAAUGGAGCACAUCUUUAUUUGCCACACAACUAAGGGGCUUCUUGCGCUGGUCUCCUUCCACCAUACAGUCGGAGCUCUCGCUUCCCGUCCAAAAUCCUGCCCUUCCUUAUGUGGGUCCAAUUUCCGGGGGACUGAGGGCAGGAACGGCCUUGUACUUAAAGGGAGUUGCUGGUACUAAAGGUGAUCGGUUUACAGUAAACUUCAAGACUGGGCAGGGUGACAAUGAUGACAUUGCUUUCCACUUCAAUCCCCGAUACAACUCGAAUGUGGUCAUGAACACCUUCAGAAAUGGAGGAUGGGAGGCUGAGGAAUUUGGUCCUAACAACCCCUUCAAAAUGGGAGAAGCUUUUGAGAUUUUUUUUGUGUUCAAGCCUGAAGGAUAUCUGGUAUAUGUGAAUGGCAGGGAGUACUAUCUGUUCAAACAUCGUAUUCCAUUGGAAAAAGUCUCAGUGUUGAAUAUUGCUGAAGAUGUUGUGGUGAACCUUGCUGGCUUCAUACAAAACUGGUAUAGUCUUGGCUUUUUGCGCUGGGGCCUUUCCACCGUACAGUCAGAGUUCUCACUUCCAGUCCAAAAUCCUUCCCUUCCCUAUGUGGGUACAAUUCCUGAGGGGCUGAAAGCAGGACUGGCCUUGUACUUUCAGGGUGUUGUUGGCACUACAGGUGACCGGUUUACAAUAAACUUCAAGACUGGGCGGACUGACAAGGAUGACAUCGCUUUUCACUUCAAUCCACGACACAACUCGAUUGUAGCUCUGAAUAGCUUUAAAAAUGGAGGAUGGGAGGCUGAGGAAUCUGUCCCUGACAACCCAUUUAAAGUGGGACAAGCUUUUGAGAUGUUUAUUGUCAUCAAGCCUGAAGGAUAUCAGGUAUACGUGAAUGGCAAGGAGUGCUACCUGUUCAAACACCGUAUACCUCUGGAAAAAGUGUCAGUGAUAAACAUUGAAGGAGAUGUUACAAUGAACCUGUUUGCCUUCAUACAAAAAUGGAGCACAUCUUUAUUUGCCACACAACUAAGGGGCUUCUUGCGCUGGUCUCCUUCCACCAUACAGUCGGAGCUCUCGCUUCCCGUCCAAAAUCCUGCCCUUCCUUAUGUGGGUCCAAUUUCCGGGGGACUGAGGGCAGGAACGGCCUUGUACUUAAAGGGAGUUGCUGGUACUAAAGGUGAUCGGUUUACAGUAAACUUCAAGACUGGGCAGGGUGACAAUGAUGACAUUGCUUUCCACUUCAAUCCCCGAUACAACUCGAAUGUGGUCAUGAACACCUUCAGAAAUGGAGGAUGGGAGGCUGAGGAAUUUGGUCCUAACAACCCCUUCAAAAUGGGAGAAGCUUUUGAGAUUUUUUUUGUGUUCAAGCCUGAAGGAUAUCUGGUAUAUGUGAAUGGCAGGGAGUACUAUCUGUUCAAACAUCGUAUUCCAUUGGAAAAAGUCUCAGUGUUGAAUAUUGCUGAAGAUGUUGUGGUGAACCUUGCUGGCUUCAUACAAAACUGGUAUAGUCUUGGCUUUUUGCGCUGGGGCCUUUCCACCGUACAGUCAGAGUUCUCACUUCCAGUCCAAAAUCCUUCCCUUCCCUAUGUGGGUACAAUUCCUGAGGGGCUGAAAGCAGGACUGGCCUUGUACUUUCAGGGUGUUGUUGGCACUACAGGUGACCGGUUUACAAUAAACUUCAAGACUGGGCGGACUGACAAGGAUGACAUCGCUUUUCACUUCAAUCCACGACACAACUCGAUUGUAGCUCUGAAUAGCUUUAAAAAUGGAGGAUGGGAGGCUGAGGAGUCUGUCCCUGACAACCCAUUUAAAGUGGGACAAGCUUUUGAGAUGUUUAUUGUCAUCAAGCCUGAAGGAUAUCAGGUAUACGUGAAUGGCAAGGAGUGCUACCUGUUCAAACACCGUAUACCUCUGGAAAAAGUGUCAGUGAUAAACAUUGAAGGAGAUGUUACAAUGAACCUGUUUGCCUUCAUACAAAAAUGGAGCACAUCUUUAUUUGCCACACAACUAAGGGGCUUCUUGCGCUGGUCUCCUUCCACCAUACAGUCGGAGCUCUCGCUUCCCGUCCAAAAUCCUGCCCUUCCUUAUGUGGGUCCAAUUUCCGGGGGACUGAGGGCAGGAACGGCCUUGUACUUAAAGGGAGUUGCUGGUACUAAAGGUGAUCGGUUUACAGUAAACUUCAAGACUGGGCAGGGUGACAAUGAUGACAUUGCUUUCCACUUCAAUCCCCGAUACAACUCGAAUGUGGUCAUGAACACCUUCAGAAAUGGAGGAUGGGAGGCUGAGGAAUUUGGUCCUAACAACCCCUUCAAAAUGGGAGAAGCUUUUGAGAUUUUUUUUGUGUUCAAGCCUGAAGGAUAUCUGGUAUAUGUGAAUGGCAGGGAGUACUAUCUGUUCAAACAUCGUAUUCCAUUGGAAAAAGUCUCAGUGUUGAAUAUUGCUGAAGAUGUUGUGGUGAACCUUGCUGGCUUCAUACAAAACUGGUAUAGUCUUGGCUUUUUGCGCUGGGGCCUUUCCACCGUACAGUCAGAGUUCUCACUUCCAGUCCAAAAUCCUGUGAGUCACGCAUGCUUUUCUAAAACUUCUUUACAAUAA